This is a messenger RNA of Clunio marinus, 2511 nucleotides long. The record is from the annotation of a GenBank genome assembly. NCBI's taxonomy places the organism in Eukaryota, Metazoa, Arthropoda, Insecta, Diptera, Chironomidae.
AACACGAGUUGCAUGAAAUUGUAAACAUGUCAAAGAAACAAAAGCAACUUAAAUUGUUUGAAAACAGUGAAAGCGAAGAAGAAUGUACACUUAAAACUAAUUCUGCUUAUGCCAAGCAUUAUGAUGAAUUUCGAAAGAAGGAAAUACUUAGUCAUCUCAAAACUAUUAGUGAUGAAGAUGACUCCAGUGAUGAUGCAAGCACAGAUGAAGAAUUAGUUAAUCCUGAGUUUGAUAAGGAGUUUUUGAAGUCGCUAGCUUUUCUCAAGAACAAAGAUCCUAACAAAUACACAUCGAUCCCGACUUUCUUUGAAAAUGUUCCAACAGUUGAAGAAACAGUGAAAGAAAAACAACAAAAGAAAGGAAAUAAGCCUCUGACAGUUGCAGAGUAUCAACGUGAGAGAUUGAUAAAGACGGAAGGACGAAUGUCAGAAGAUGAAUCAGCUGAUGAAGAACAUCCAAACAAUAAUUCUUUGUCGUAUGUAGCAGAACAAGAAAAAAUCAAAAACGAUUUGAAACGAGCAAUGGAAGACUCAAGCGAUGAUGAAGGAAUGUUUAAAAUUCGCGAAAAACCAAAAGAAGAAGUUGAAAAGGAGGAAGAAGAUUAUCUUAAAUGGAUUGCUGAUCAAAAGAAGGAUGUUAAAUUGGGAAAAGACGAGAAAGCGUUGAAACCUUUGAAAGACUUCUGGACCAGCGACAAAUUAUCAAAAGCUGAUCAAUUUCUCAAAGACUAUAUUGUCAACAAACGAUUUAUGGAUAAAGGCGAUGUUCCCAGUUAUGAUGACAUGAUUGGAUUAUCUGAAGAUGAAGAAGAAGUCGAAAAACAAGCAGAAUUUGAAACAAAAUAUAAUUUCAGAUUCGAACAACCUGACAAUGAUUUCAUCAAACGUUUUCCUAGAAAUAUUGAAGACACUGUUCGUGCACCAGAUAACUCUAGAAAAGAAAAACGAAAGGAGCGUCAAGAACGAAAAGCGCAAGAGAAAGAAAUGAAAAUGAAAGAACUUCGUGAGUUGCAAAACAUUAAAAAGCGUGAGAUUGAAGAGAAGUUGAUGUUACUGAAGGAAGUUGCUGGAAAUGAAGACUUUUCGCUGGCCGAAGAAGAUUUAAAUUCAGAUUUCGAUCCUGAUGAACACGAUCGGAGAAUGACAAAAAUGUUUGACAACGAAUAUUAUGGAAUCGAUGAAGGCGAUAAAAAGCCAGAAUUUCCAGACAUAGACGAAGAAUUAAAGAUCGAAAAUUGGGAUAAUUUCGAUAAAAGUAAAAUUCCUGAUUUACCGCAAGAUGAUGAAGAUCAAGUAGCGCAUUGUGAGGAUGAUGACUUCAUAAUGGAUUGCGAUUACAAUCCUGAGAAUGAGAAAAAGAAAAAAAUCCAAGAAGAACUAAUUGAGAUGAGUAAAGGACGAAAGCGACGUAAAAAGAUUUCAAAACUGGCUGAACUUAUUAAGAAGGAAAAACCAGCGUACGAUCCAUCAACAAUGGAUAAAACUUAUGAAGAAUAUUUAGAUGAAUAUUACAAACUUGAUUACGAGGAUAUAAUUGCUGAUCAACCGUGCCGUUUCCGAUACACCGAAUGUGUUCCAAAUGACUUUGGACUAACUGUUGAAGAAAUUCUUCUGGCAUCUAACAAAGAGUUGAACCAAUGGGCAAGUCUUAAGAAAACUAUGCAGAAUCGUCCGAAAAAUGUAGAAAUCAACGACGUUGAAAAGUAUAAUCGUCGAAGAAAUAAUUUGCAAUUAAAGAAGAAAAUAUUUGCAAGUAUUUAUGGACAACCUGAAAGUGACAAAAGUGAAGACUCUGAUGACGAUUCAAAAGUUUUGAAGGCAGAAAAUGAAACUGAAGCAACUCAAACUUUAGAUGACUCAAAGGAAGUUAAUGAAAGUAAAGUUGACGAAGGAAACAAAAAGAAAAAGAAGAAUAAGAGGAAGAAGAAGGGAUCAAAUCAAGAUGUUAAGCCACCAACAAAACAAUCAGUCAACACUAAAGUUUCUGUCAAAGCCAAUGGUUUCAAAAAUAAAGUUGACGCUCAACCAAAAUCUUCUGGGAUUUCAUCAACUUCAACAUCAAAUAAAAGAAAAAUGACCGACGAAAUUGAAUCAGCAACAAAAGCUCCUCAAAGAUUCAAAAAGCAAAAACUUCACAACCAAACCGGAAAACAGAAAUCUACCAACAACAAACAAGCAUCGGAAUUUAAUGAACUCAGUGAGAAUCGACUAAAAGCCUUUGGAAUUAAUCCGAAAAAGUUCAAAAACAAAUUAAAGUACGGAAAGAAUCAACAAAUGGAUCAAGGGAAAAGUCAUAAAUUUAAUUACAAGAAGAAAGUUCAAAAAUAAUUUUUUUAAUGUUUUUUUCAUUUAUUUCCUUGUUUCGCAAACUGAAAGAAAUAAAAAGAAUUUAUUUAAUAGAAAUUAAAUCCAUGUUGAUCUCUUUGGCCUUGUCUUUGACGUCUUCUAUUUCUUCGAUUUCUUUUGUUAUUAUUAUUGUUGUUGUUAUUUCUAUUGUUUAAAUUGGUGUUGA